GUUGAUCAAUCGCCAUGCCGCACUCAUUCGGUUACAGGGCGAGGACCAGGGACCUCUUCAAGAGGGGUUUCCGCCAACAUGGUCCAAUUCACUUGUCCACGUACAUGAGGCCAUACCACGUCGGUGACAUUGUCGACAUCAAGGCCAACGGUGCCAUCCAAAAGGGCAUGCCCCACAAGUACUACCACGGCAAGACAGGUGUCGUCUUCAACGUGGCCCCGCGCGCUGUCGGUGUCAUCGUGUACAAGGUGGUCGGUAACAGGUACAUGGAGAAGCGUGUCAAUGUCCGCAUCGAGCACGUCAAGCACUCGAAGUGCCGUGAUGACUUUUUGGACCGAGUCAAGCUGAACUCAGAGAAGAAGAAGCAGGCCAAAGAGACUGGUGAGAAGGUCCAGCUUAAGCGUCUUCCGGCAGCACCACGUGAGGCAAGGACCAUCAAGACUUCCAGCAACCUUCCGGAGACUCUCGCUCCCCAAGCUUACGACACCUACAUUUAAGUCACUCCUUGGAUGUCUCGGUUGUCCCCAUUUGUACUGUAUAACUUGCACUAUGGCCUACCACAG
Molecule: messenger RNA, 563 nt
Organism: Tilletiaria anomala UBC 951
Lineage: Eukaryota; Fungi; Basidiomycota; Exobasidiomycetes; Georgefischeriales; Tilletiariaceae
Product: putative 60s ribosomal protein L21-A
Exons: 3
Coding region: 15-497 (160 amino acids)
Biological process (GO): translation
Cellular component (GO): ribosome; cytosolic large ribosomal subunit
Molecular function (GO): structural constituent of ribosome
Source: RefSeq, a predicted model, not a curated record